Grus americana (Whooping crane) is the source of this 5368-nucleotide messenger RNA. RefSeq names its product interleukin enhancer binding factor 3 (gene ILF3). NCBI's taxonomy places the organism in Eukaryota, Metazoa, Chordata, Aves, Gruiformes, Gruidae. Bases 263 to 2386 code for a protein of 707 amino acids. The record is from RefSeq and is a predicted model, not a curated record. The transcript has 18 exons. Gene Ontology annotation, molecular function: double-stranded RNA binding; single-stranded RNA binding. Gene Ontology annotation, cellular component: precatalytic spliceosome.
CGCCCCCCGCCGGCGGCGGCUCCGCCCCCCGCGCUGCAGUCUCGCGCCCCGCCGCACCGCGCGCCGCGCCCCGCACCGCGGCCAGGCCCAGGCCCGGGCCCCGCCGCCAACCGAGGAGCAGCAGCAGCAGCAGCAGCAGCAGCAGCGGGUCCCUCCGCUCCUUUCCCCGAUUACAGAAAAGUGUGGUACCGGUACAGUCUUUUUAGUGGAAGAAUCUAAAUAAGCCCAUUUUGAACGCGUGGAGGGCCAUUUAAAAGCAAAAAUGCGACCAAUGCGUAUUUUUGUGAACGACGACCGCCACGUGAUGGCCAAGCACUCGGCCGUUUACCCGACGCAGGAGGAGCUGGAGGCGGUUCAGAAUAUGGUGUCCCACACGGAGCGGGCGCUCAAAGCUGUGUCCGACUGGAUCGACGAGCAGGAAAAAGUCAGCGGGGAACAGCCAGAAACAGAGUCCAUGGAGACGGCAGCCGAAGAGGAAAACAAGGAAGGAGGGGAUCAGAAGGCCACGGAGCAGUUGACGAGGACCCUGCGUGGAGUGAUGCGUGUAGGGCUUGUGGCAAAAGGCCUGUUACUGAAGGGGGACUUGGAUCUUGAGCUAGUUCUUUUGUGCAAAGACAAACCCACCACAGAUCUCCUGGAGAAAGUAGCUGACAAUCUGGGAGUACAGCUUGCUGCUAUUACCGAAGACAAAUAUGAAAUAAUCCAGUCGGUUGGCGAUGCUGCGAUUGUAAUUAAGAACACGAAAGAGCCGCCGUUGACACUGACCAUCCACUUGACGUCGCCCGUAGUCAGAGAAGAAAUGGAAAAACAGUUAGCUGGAGAAACGCUAUCAGUCAACGACUCCCCGGACGUUCUGGACAGGCAGAAAUGCCUUGCUGCCUUGGCGUCACUGCGACACGCCAAGUGGUUCCAGGCCAGGGCUAACGGGCUGAAGUCGUGCGUCAUAGUGAUCCGAGUGCUGCGAGAUCUGUGUACUCGGGUUCCUACUUGGGCACCGCUGAGAGGAUGGCCUCUAGAGCUGCUGUGUGAGAAAUCUAUCGGAACUGCUAACAGACCCAUGGGCGCUGGCGAGGCGCUGAGGAGAGUUCUUGAAUGCCUCGCCUCGGGAAUCGUUAUGCCAGAUGGUUCUGGUAUUUAUGAUCCUUGUGAAAAAGAAGCCACUGAUGCUAUUGGGCAUCUAGACAGACAACAAAGGGAAGAUAUCACACAGAGUGCUCAGCAUGCUCUGAGACUUGCUGCUUUUGGCCAGCUUCACAAAGUCUUGGGGAUGGAUCCCCUCCCUUCCAAAAUGCCCAAGAAACCAAAGAAUGAAAACCCUGUUGACUAUACUGUCCAGAUUCCUCCCAGUACAACGUACGCUGUCACCCCAAUGAAGCGUCCAAUGGAGGAGGACGGAGAGGAGAAAUCUCCCAGCAAAAAGAAAAAGAAGAUUCAGAAAAAAGAGGAAAAACUCGAACCUCCCCAGGCCAUGAAUGCACUGAUGAAACUGAACCAGCUCAAACCCGGGCUCCAGUACAAACUCGUCUCUCAGACCGGCCCCGUUCACGCUCCUAUCUUUACAAUGUCUGUGGAAAUCGAUGGCAGCACGUUUGAGGCAUCGGGACCUUCCAAAAAGACGGCCAAAUUGCACGUGGCGGUGAAGGUGUUGCAAGAUAUGGGUUUACCCACGGGAGUAGAAGGCAAAGAAUCUGGGAAAGGAGACGAAUCGGCAGAGGAAACGGAACAGAAGCCAGUCGUCGUCGCUCCUCCUCCUGUAGUAGAAACUGUCUCGACGCCCACUGCUGCUUCUCCUCCCUCAGAUCAGACCCCCGAGAAUGUGAAACAACAGGGACCAAUUCUGACGAAGCACGGCAAGAACCCGGUGAUGGAGCUGAACGAGAAAAGGCGCGGGCUGAAAUACGAACUGAUAUCGGAAACAGGCGGCAGCCACGACAAGCGCUUUGUCAUGGAGGUGGAAGUUGAUGGGCAGAAAUUCCAAGGAGCUGGUUCAAAUAAAAAGGUGGCAAAAGCCUACGCCGCUCUGGCCGCGCUCGAGAAGUUGUUUCCAGAUGCUCCUGUUGCCAUUGAGCAAAACAAGAAGAAGAGAGCCCCUGUGCCGGCUAGGGGAGGACCCAAGUUUGCAGUAAAACAGCACAACCCGGGUUUCGGAAUGGGAGGCCCCAUGCACAACGAAGUUCCCCCUCCGCCCAACAUGCGAGGUCGCGGAAGAGGUGGCAACAUCAGAGGCCGCGGGAGAGGCAGGGGCGGAUUCGGCGGCAAUCAUGGCGGCUACAUGAAUGCGGGUGCUGGAUACGGAAGCUAUGGUUACGGAGGAAAUUCGGCGACGGCAGGCUAUAGUGACUUUUUCACAGACUGCUACGGCUAUCAUGAUUUUGGGUCUUCCUAGAUCAUCUAAAAGUAUUGCACAAAAAACAGCUUUUUACUCCAAUUUUCUCGAACUCCAAAACCCAAAGUGUUCGUGCUGUGUCCCUGUGCUUCACUGGGUUUCUCAACAGUGGCUUUUCACCGCAGCUUGUCUGAAACUCUCUUAGCCUGCAGAACUUAAGACAGUGGCAGUUUUUAUUGUGAUUUGCCUUUGAACUUGGUCGUAUCGAUGUACGCAACAGGGGGAACCAAUUAUCCGGGAAAUGUUUUUGUGCGCCUCGCACAAAUUUCCAAGCCAGCUCCGUUCAGCGUAAAGGCAAAAAGCCCAUCUUUGCUUUUUAUGGAAAGCAUUACUUUAUUUUUAAGAAACCGAAGCGUUUUAAUCUACCUUUGUCUUAAUUUACAGCAGGUUUUGUACAAAAUUUGAGCCUUUUAAUAAAUCUCAGCAAUUGGGUAGACGCCUCUCGAUAUUGGGAAGACUUUUCAACAUCUCUGAAUAUAGCACAGCCCAGCUUUUUUUUUAAGCAUGCGAAAUGUUGACUUGUACGUGGAAUCGUGUGUGCUAAAAUUUAAUCCUACAUCCUUUGUAACACGCUGGUGGAUUAACGCUGAGGGAUGUGACUUAUUGUGGCUGGUAGCUAGUGUACUUCCAAGGUAUUGUAAUUACGCUUCCGAUCCCGAGACAAUAAAUAUCCAGGCGUUAGGGGUUAGUGUAAACGUGUUAGUAACUUCUGAAAAUGCAUGGAUUCGUUCGUGAACGUGAAAACGGGCUUUCCUGAGCCAAGCAUAAAGGGCCUAAAGCACUUUACGGGCAAAGCGCCGGCGGCUGCGGGCUCAGCAGCUGCGCUGAAAAACGCUCCUCGCCCUCGAGCGUCGCCGGGAGAAUUAAAUUCCACCGGAAUCGAGGAAUUGCGGCAAAUUUUUGCAAUUGGCCAGUGGAGACCCGAGUCUCUGAAUUCCGAGUGUUGGGUCCUUUAUUCUUGCUACGGUACUUUUAUUUUUUUAAAAAAAAAACUUGUAUUUUGUCACUGUUUUCUAGCUGCAAAGCCUGCGCCCUUGCGUUCCUUUAACUUGUGAGGCUCAACAACAUUUGAGUUAACUCAGUAAUUAAACUAGCUAAACAAAAAAGCAAACCAAAAAAACCCUGAAAAACCUCUAACCUAGAAGCACCAGGUUUAAAAAAAAAAAAAAAAAAUCCAAGGUGUUUAGUGGAUACUUAAAAUAACAGUAGUAAUUUUUUUGUUUUAGAAAGCUACUGUUUGACUUUUUAUACAAGGGAGUGGAUCCUGUCCUGAAGGAGGUGGAAAAACUGCCCUUUUUUUAAGCGACUACGUGUUAGAGUAACUACUCGUGUGCUGGAUAUUUUUCUUCUUAGCUUUGAUUUGGGGGAAGUCGAAACUAAUCUGAUGCGGAACAGCAUCAAAACUUCAUAGUUAAAUAUGAAGUCUUGGUAUAAAAUGGAAAUUCUGGAAAUAAUUGAUUUGGGAGAGAUCGACUUCCAGCAUCUGCAGCUUGAAUUUACACGGUGCCGGUCGUAACCUCUCGCUCCAGAAAAGUCCCUACGUUUGAACCAAAGAAGGGGAUUUUCAUCCAAGCAGUGGAGCAAGGGGUCUCUCAUUCAACGGAGAAAUAUUUUGCUACAACAAUUCACGACAGAACCUCUGUUCUGCACAGCUAAAUCGUGAUCUUCUGCAGAAGAGAGGGGGAAAAAGAAAAAAAAAAAAAAAAAAAGAAUCUUGCCUAGAAAGUCUUGCUGUAGUGCAGGGGGAGUAGAAAAGAACUGAUUAUCAAUGAUCAAAAAAUUAAAAGUGAGGUGCCUUAGAGCUGCAGCUCUUCACGACACGAGCACACACCGAAUUUAGGGAUUCGCCCUUGCCAGGAGUCGUCCUGGUAGUUUCGCGUGGACUUGCGGAAGCAAAGGGCGCGAGAUUUUUACUCUUCGCCUCCUUUUUAACUCGAUUCUCGCGCACCUCUCCUCCGUUUCAGGGGAGGUGUUCGCAAACCUUUCCCUCUUUUAGAGGUGUAGCUCCGUUCCCAGAGCGUACGUGCCGUUACGGACACUGGUGCAGGUUUUUAAGUAGAUUCUACUGCUUUUUAUUCCUGGAAAAUAAGUUUAGUUUCAAAUACGCCGAGUCUGACCGUAGAGUUAAACCUUCUCACACUGAGCCCGAUGCCCCAAAGUCCAACUUGGAGAAAUUGGGCAGGAAAAGAAUUGCUCAGAGAGCUUGACUGUAAUACUCUUGAUAAAUAAAAUUAAACUCAGACUAACUCUGGCCGCGUCCAGGCUCUCUGGAGUAUUUUGAUCCGUUAGAGUUUUUCGGUAACCUUGGAUCCCAGCGGCAGUACCUGAAUUUUGAGUUUAAUUGUGCUGCACGAUAGGAUAAACUGCACGCACCUCUUAAUUUCCGUUGGAUUGUUGCUGCUCGCUCACUGUGUAAAUCCAGACGGAUGGCUCGCCGCCUUCGAGCGAUCCGCAUGGAUGUCGACGUUAAUUCCUCAUUACAGGAACGAGAUUCUUCCUCGUUACCGUGUCUCUUGGCUGCGGAGACCGAGCAUCAGCUGCCGUAGAUGGCUGACUUGUCUCAAAUGUAGUUUGAGCACCAGAUUUUAAAUCUUUGUAGAGCGUUGAAGUAAUAACUGUUAGCUAUUGUAACGUGCAUUAAAGAAACUGUCGUAGCCCUGAGUUUAGUCCUAAACGUUGGGGUGGUGCUGGAAUUAAAGCUGCGGGAGAAUCGGCUGGGCGUCGUUCACCGAGAUGUCAGGGUGACUGGACGAUGGUACGAUGUCGAUUGUAUUUCACAAUUUCCCUGUCUACUUAAAAGAACAAGAUGUUUCACCUCUCGGCCUCGUGUGCAGUUUGUUAACCCUUUCACCAGCCUAAGAGCAAACCGCUCCUAAACCCUCGCGUCGGCGAGGGUAAAAUCUCGCCACGGUGCGAGCCGUAACCUUUAAAGCAGUGCUGAGCGCGCCUGCACCCCCUUUUCCCCCCCCAAAAAAAACCCCC